AUGUCCCGAAUCAAAUUCAUCAAAAAAGAGCACAGCCCACAUCCAGCAAACAUCGGGAGGUUCGAGUCCAGCUUCCAGGAGAGCGCGAACUUCAAAACACCCGAAUCUUUCGAGAAUUCCGAGCGGAAGUUGCAAAGCCGGAACUCGACGAUCGGCGAUGGGAGGAGAUCCUUGUGCGGCCACAACGCGGUCGACUGCAGCUACUGUCAGCUUUUCUUCAGAGCGGAGAAACGGGCCGCUACCAACAGCCGUGAGCAGCGACUCCAACAGCUCCUCCGCAGGAUCCUCUCCUGCGACCCUCGGGAAAGCGCCAAGCCUAAAGUUCAGCUUCCACCGGCGAAGGGAACCGCGAAAGAGGAAGAAGACUUCCUCACUCCGAUGCUUCUCAGCACGGCCUACUUCGACCAGAAGCCCAAACAUAGCUCGGAUCAGGCUCAUUUGAGACAGAUGCACGAGUCCUGCGAUCGCUUCAACACUAGCAAAUCCGUGAUUGAUUCUCCAGAGCCACGCGCACGAUCGUACUUCAGAGCGAGCCUGGAGCAGGUUCGAACCGAGGAGCUUCUGACGGAGCAAUUCCACGUGCUCCAAACGGAGCAGUUGCACCUGCAGCAGUCGGAGCAGCUCCGAGCUUCGUCGCAGUUCCUGCUGAGCAUGCUCGCCGAGAACCUGGCGCUGAACCUCUCGGACGUCGACUUCACCAACAUGACGCUCAAGUUGAGCCGACGUCGGAUGUCGUACACGAAGACCUUUGUCAAGGCUGUCAACGCUGCUGAGGAUUCGCUUCUGAGGUCCUCUACACUCGAGACGGAUGCGGUAGCUCGUGAACUCCGCGCUGAACCCAAAAGACUCAGACCCAUCUUGAAUUUUGUCUGAAGUGACGUCAUCAAUGACGUUUGAUACGUUUAUUUAUCUAGAGGAUUAAGUACUGACUAGGAAUCUAUGAAGAGUACCUUCAUAGGGGUAUAUGAUCAUACUAGAGGAUUCAUACCUAAUUUCGUCGCUCCUCUGGCGUAAGGACGUAUCUUGAUGUCUGUAUGAGCUUCAGAAAGCAUGGCUUUAUAUGUAAAACAGGGCUCACGUCGAAAUUAAGAUACGACCUUACGUCAAAGGGGCGACGAUUUGCUCAGCCAUCGUAGGCUUCAUGGAGCUGUAAGAUAAAACUUAAGGACGUUACAUGUCGAUGGACGAAAAGACUUAAAACAGACCUGCAGAACUUAGGUCUGAUAAAACCAUUAAACUUGGACGACGUCAUACUUUAUAACUCCUUCAAUAUUAAAAUUGGACGUAGUAACUUUGCAUUCGGAAGAAUCACAAUUCUUUUUUAUUCGUAAGCUACGACUAUCUGAACACGAUUUUAACACACUUACCUAGUCCACAUCUAGGAGGCGGUUAAAUUAGACCUAUCGCAAUAGAUUUUUCAUCCUCAAAAAAGCGUAAGUCUAUAGUCUAUUACCUCCUUCUUUUUUCUCAAUCUAAAGUUGGUACUAUCCUUGAAACGUUUGAUUUCGAUCAACAAUA
Bemisia tabaci is the source of this 1518-nucleotide messenger RNA. NCBI's taxonomy places the organism in Eukaryota, Metazoa, Arthropoda, Insecta, Hemiptera, Aleyrodidae. The record is from RefSeq and is a predicted model, not a curated record.